AUGUCAGCCAUCGAUAUAAAUGAUUUUAAGCAAGCCAUUGAAGACCUUCCUGAUGAUUCAUUGAUUUCCUUGAAAUCCCAAUUGAAUAAUUCAUUGGCUAAAUUGGCUACUACUAAUGACGAACUUUCUAAUGAAAUCAAACAAUUAUCUGCUGAAGAAGGCAAUAGAGAUGAUAUUACUUUGUAUGCUGAAACCAUCUUGGAGAAUGAAGGGGUGAUACAGAAUCAAGAAGAAAGAUUAAAGGUUCUAGAACAAGAACUCACAAACAGAGGAUUAUUAAAACCUACGCCAGAAACCCCUGAAAAAACUAACGAGUCAAAUGAAACUAAAGGUGUAUAUCUUUAA
Messenger RNA from Yamadazyma jaroonii, 345 nucleotides. The record is from the annotation of a GenBank genome assembly. NCBI's taxonomy places the organism in Eukaryota, Fungi, Ascomycota, Pichiomycetes, Serinales, Debaryomycetaceae.